AUGAGCCUGUGUGUCUCUGGCCCUGUCUACAAUACACAAAGAUGGAUCCAGCUUCCCGUGAGAGCAAACGGCUUCGUCUGCCCUCGUGGUCUAGUACCACCUCGCAACAGCCAACCACGUUACCGCUCCCGCACUCCGCGGCUCAUUUGCAUCAACCCUCCCAUUCUCAGCUACCAUCCUCUGCUGCUCCCGGAUAUUCGUCCUACCAGCCCCGGCACGCCGAGAUCUCUCCAGGUCAUCCUUCCACCUCAGGGCAUGGCCUUUUGCACCAUCCUGACGUCGACCUCCCAACCGCAGCAGCCGCCGCCUCACUCACCGGCCCAGCCGCAGUACCCUUCUUAUUCCUCCCGAGACUCCUUGACAAAACGAGAAGGUCCCGAAGACGGCCGUCGCCCGACAUCGGGCAGCCAUGGUCUUGACGGCGUCCAUGGCUCGGCUUCGCAUCACUCUGCCCCUCCCCCGCUUCCGCACUCUUACCCUUCUGAGCCCCAACGCCAUGUCAACUACGACUCUACUCAGCUUCCUCCGACGCCGUCGUACCGCCAUAAUACUGGGUCUUCAUCAAUGCAGCCCCCUCAGCCGUAUGAAAGCCAGAGCCAGUCCGCCUACGCGUCCGCCGGAGAGCAGUCAAUGUAUGGCGGCAUGUAUACGUCCUCAAGCGUGGCACCGGCAAAGAAGAAGAAUACAAGAGCAUCCCAGGCUUGCGACUCGUGCCGUCAACUGAAAGCGAAAUGCGACGAAUUAAGACCCUGUAAAACAUGCAGAGACAGAGGGACCGAGUGCAAAUAUCGCGAUCCACCGCCCAAAGUCGCCGACAAAACCCAAUCGGAUAUCCUCGAGGGUAUCGCCCUCCUGCAAAAUCAGCUAUCAUCUCUGACUGCUGACCUAUCUACUCUCACUGGUCAUUUUGCAAAUAUGAACGAACGCAUGACAAGAAUGGAAGCGUGCGUCAUGCCCAAAACUGACCUCAUUGACCCUACUCCGAACAUGAACUCGGUAGUCGAAGACGAGUGUAAACCUGAGCGCACACCGCUCAAUGGAAACGAAAUGGUCAAUUACUCGUCGCAGGACAAUGGUGCCGCCGGAACCGAUCAAACGAUGUUGCCUGAAGACGAGCUCGAGACCGAGCCCGGCCCCCCACCCCCCGUUGGCGAGCCCGCCAUUCCCAUAAACCAUACCACGCUGGCCGGACUUUUACUCGACUGGCCAUCUAUUCAAGAGAUGACGAAACAUCAUACCGAACGAGAGGGCAUAACCUAUGUGGGAGAAUAUCCCAUCAGCCAAGAACAGAAUCGAGGCUUGCUGAUUGUGUAUGGGCGUGGGGAAGACAACAGAAUGUCACGGAAGCAGCGCGAACGUGAACAUGACCAGCAAAGCGUUGACAUGCCCGACGACUCAUCCGACUCUCCAUCGCCCUCUAUAGUGACCGAAGCAGCGGACUGGGGCACUAUGGGUGGCCUUGGUCCGUAUGAUCAGAUCGACUAUAGAAGCGGUGUUCUCGGCCCUGACGGCAACCCCGACUUUUCCGAGGCCAAGGUAUGGUCAUAUGUCGAGAGCUUCAAGGAAAACAUUCUCAAUAUGCAUCCAAUCGUACAACCUCCAAUACUUGAUCAAUGGGUGCGCCAAUUCCUCGACUCCUUCCCCAUACAAGGGAACAAACAUAUUGGCAAGACGAGCACAGCUUGGGCCGUGAGCAGCUCCUUCGAAACUACUGGUUUAAAGCGCAAGCGGUCAUCCCCGGGGCCGCCCGACAACACGGAGAGUUCGUCAGCGGCAUCGCCCACUGCUAGGACCGGUCGACCCAAUAGAACGAUACACACCGCACUCGUCCUGACUAUAUUGGCACUCGGGAAGGUAUGCCAACAUCGAGACUAUGUGCCCGACGCCCUCCACGUUGGUGAUCCAAUGCCCCACGGAAGGUUUCAAAUCAAUGGCAUCCCUCAAUCGCCAAAGGGUUCGCCGCCCAGCGAUACGCCACGCUCACAAUCAUCAAAUUUAGCAUCCCCUCAUGAGCAGGAGCGUCCGAAUCAUGGCCGUCGUUCGUCCCUGUCCGGUAACCCUCGGGCAAGUCUGCUAAAGAAGAAUUACGAGAACAUUCCUGGCCUGGAAUACUUUGCCUUUGCAACCGACAUCCUGGGCAACCACUACGGAUCCUAUAAUAAUAUGAAAAACGUGUAUGCCCAAAUUUUUGCUGGUCUCUAUCAAGGUCAGCUCGGCCGGCCUUUGGAGAGUUUUGCAUUCAUCCAAGGCGCCGGACACAAACUCCAGGUGAUAAUGCGGCCCAGCCUGGAGAAGCUCAAGAGGUGCAAAACUGAGCGGAAGUUUAUCAAUGAUCACAAGUACAACCAGCUCUCGCUGGCGUUUUGGACCUGCCUGCAACUGGAGAGUGACUUACUUGCUGAACUUCCUUGCCCCCCUUCAGGCCUCUUGAGUUACGAGAAUGACAUCCCCCACCCCAACAUGAGCUUACUCGAGGGGUUCGCACAGCCUGUUCUCGACAGUUAUCUCGGCCAGCUCUACCUACGAACGCAUCUCAACUGCAUCCACCGCAUGUUUUAUGGGCCGGGAGAUCCAACGAAAAACGGUAUACUGGAUAUGCCAUACAAGAAUGUCGACUUUGUCUCCGCUGCGGUUUCUGGAAUGGAAUGGGUCGCGAAAAGUCUCGUAUUUAGGGAAGAGGAUCCUCCUGCCACUGACAUUCUGGCUGCAAGACUUCGUGCCAAGUACUGGGGUGCUCAAGUUCUGACCUAUCGACCCUUUUUGAGGCAGAUGUUGCAAUUUUCAUUCGCCAAGAACCACCCGACCAUUGGACAGCCGCCCUCAUCAGAGUUUCGCGCCGAAGUCGAAGCGCCGCGCAUCGACCCCCAGGCAAGAAGCGUGGAGGACUUGGAUCCGCACAUUCUCGUUCUCUCCCAGAAGGCCAUUAAAGCUCUGAUUGAGAGCACCAGGGCUUUCCAUGGGCUGGGCGACAAACGGCCGAUCAUUACGAGUGUGUUUGGCACUGCGCACGCGCAGUGGGGCAACUUACUUGUCUUGUCUGCUGCGUUCAGAGACCCGAUCAUGGGCGCAUACGUUGACGAAAAGCUUCUACGCCACUUGUUCCAGAAGACGAUUGCCUUUUUGCGACAAUCAGCUACGGCCACGAGCUCACUCCGCAUCGACAUGCACAUUUUGGAAGGCAUUCAACAUGACUUUUGGGGCAUCGAACCUUCCUACAGCAGCAACUAUAAUGGCGCAUCGCAUCCGGCUGGCAGUGCGCAGACGACGACAGCGCGCAUGUCAUCGGAUAGCAUUGAUAUGCCGCCACCGAGAAACGCUAUUGAAGGCGAAGCAACAUCGCAAUUGCACAACUAUCGUUCGACACCAGCGGCCGGGUGA
Molecule: messenger RNA, 3378 nt
Organism: Cordyceps militaris CM01
Lineage: Eukaryota; Fungi; Ascomycota; Sordariomycetes; Hypocreales; Cordycipitaceae
Product: C6 finger domain protein, putative
Exons: 4
Coding region: 1-3378 (1125 amino acids)
Biological process (GO): regulation of DNA-templated transcription
Molecular function (GO): DNA-binding transcription factor activity, RNA polymerase II-specific; zinc ion binding
Source: RefSeq, a predicted model, not a curated record